AUGGUGGAGAAGGGGAAAAAUGACACAUACACGGGAUUUUGUCUUGGGUUUGUAACAUCCCUAGCGAUGUGCGGUUUCUACUGGUUGAUUAUGAUUCACGAGCAACAGGUGAUGAUACCAAUGGUAGAGGUGUAUCCUAAAUACAGUGUUCCAGAACCCAAAGAUUGCAACACAGAGCAUCAUCUAGAAUGCAAAAUUGUCGAAUGCAACAUGUCGCAGUUUUUCACUUGCCUCAUAGGGUCUUCCGGUGAUGACGACAUUCUGAAGUAUGGUGCACCGGACCGUGGUCCCGAGACGCUGGUUUACACAGAUCACAUCGUGGGAUACGACCAGUCUAGGAAAAUACCUUUGUGGGUUGCAGAACACAUUACCGCUGAAAAACUCACAGGUGAUGCAAACAUGGCCAAUUGCUCCUUCGGGCCAUCAGAUACGGACCAGGUACAAGAAGUGUUCUCCGCCUCGUUAGAAGACUACUACGAAGGAAGCGGGCACGACAAGGGUCAAAUGUCAACGGAAGCUAAUCACAAAUACAGUCAGGAGGCCAUGUGUGACUCUUUCUAUCUUACAAACGUGAUUCCUCUCAACAACCAACAUUACUGGAGGGAGAUAGAAGAACACUGCCGGAGUCUUACCGGGACGUUCCGGGACGUCCGGGUGAUUUCUGGCCCGGUGUUCCUCCCGGAUACUUGGGCGAACACGGCAAAGGAGAAGCGAUUCGUCCGAUAUGAGGUUCUUGGUAUAAAUAACGUAAAUGUACCAACUCACCUGUACAAAGUCAUCAUGGUCGAGAAUCCUACCAACUCGACCAAUAUUACUUUGUACUCGGCGGCAUUUCUACUGCCGAACGAGCCAAUCUACUUGAACGUACCGCUAAAGAGUUUCCAGAUCCCACUAAAGCAGCUCGAGGGUUUCACCGGUCUCCGGUUCUUCCCGAGGCUGGGUGCCGCGCCCCUUGGGAAUCUGUGUCAAAUCGACCCGUGCAAGCUCCCUGGUGAGACGGACUCCCUCCUGCAGAGGUUUAUGUCUGGAGUAUCAGCGACGGUGGUGUACCUUGCUUGGGCUUAUUCCAUGUACAAGUGGCAGGAGAAUGAUUCAAAGAAAUAAACACGUUAAUCCGGAGGUCGUUGGUUCGAAUCCCACUCUAGUCAAUUCUUUGUUCAACCCCCAAAAACAAAGAAAUAAACAAUUACAACAUAACCACUAAUUAUGCUGUAUUUCUAAAGGGUUUUAUGGUUUUGUUGUCCAAAGAGUGUGGUCCUUUUCAAAUCAUUGAUAAUAUUCACUCUAAGAAACUCCCGGAAUAAUAUUGACACAGAAUCUGGGCCAGUGACCUAUCCGGGUCUGGUUGACCCGUAGGGAUUUCGACCCGGGUUUUCGACCCGGUUUCAGUGUCAUUUAGACACUUUUCUAUUGUCCUCCUGUGUUGUGAAAUAAUUAAAUAAUACAAAUUUAAGUAAGAGCGGGAUGUAACAAAAUGAACAUGCAUCAUUUUCACUUCACCUCCAGAAUCCGAGACAGUUUAGUUUUCCGGUUUCACAGGGAAUUCCCGCCGCCGUAGGUUCUGUCGCCCAAUGGGAAAUUAACAUGGGCUGAGGAGGAUGUUUCAAAAGAAGUUUAUACCAAAAUUUUGCUAGGCUGGGACAGAAUCUCCUGCCCACACCGGCACUGCUUGAUAUGAUUCUUGAAGUUUCAUAGGAAACGACUGGGUAAAUUUAAUAAUUU
Molecule: messenger RNA, 1722 nt
Organism: Asterias rubens (European starfish)
Lineage: Eukaryota; Metazoa; Echinodermata; Asteroidea; Forcipulatida; Asteriidae
Product: nuclease EXOG, mitochondrial-like
Exons: 6
Coding region: 1-1104 (367 amino acids)
Biological process (GO): apoptotic DNA fragmentation
Cellular component (GO): mitochondrial inner membrane; nucleus
Molecular function (GO): metal ion binding; single-stranded DNA endonuclease activity; nucleic acid binding
Source: RefSeq, a predicted model, not a curated record